Magnolia sinica is the source of this 720-nucleotide messenger RNA. RefSeq names its product GSH-induced LITAF domain protein. Lineage: Eukaryota; Viridiplantae; Streptophyta; Magnoliopsida; Magnoliales; Magnoliaceae. The coding region runs from base 114 to 590 and encodes 158 amino acids. The transcript has 3 exons. Gene Ontology annotation, molecular function: zinc ion binding. The record is from RefSeq and is a predicted model, not a curated record.
UUCGUCGCCAUUCCAACGCGCUUUUCCAAGUCUCUCAUUUCCCUCAUUCCCCUGCUCGAUCUAGCGUCAAUCGCAACCGUCCGUUGGCAGAAAACCAAUCGAAGAGAGAGAAAAUGUCGAAAGACGAUCAGCCGGCGGUGGGAAUCCCAUACCCCUACGACCCGAAUCCUAAAUCUCCGAUGCAACAGAUGCAUUCCCAUCCGACGCAGCAGCAGCAAUUCUACUAUGUGGGACAGAACCCUUACCAGGCAGGGAUGGUCCCACCAAACGCCAUCUACGGCGAUCCGAAGGGGAUUCCUUUGCAGCAGACCAUCUUCAGAGACACUCCCGCCCCCUUCAACUGCGUCUACUGCGGCAGUUCCGGCAUCACGGACGUCAAAUCGAAGCCGAGCCUAGCAGCUUUGAUUGGAUGCAUGAUGCCGAUGUGUCUGGGAGUAUGCUUCCUCUGCCCUUCAAUGGAUUGCCUCUGGCACAAGUAUCAUUACUGCCCAAGCUGUGGAGAAAAGGUUGCUGAUUUUGAGAAAUCAGAUCCAUGCAUCAUGGUGGAUGUGCCACGCUGGACGGAGCAGAGUUUUGCAGUGCCUGCUUGAUUCUUGUUUCAUGCCCUGCUUCUGUUGUGUGUUAUCCUUCUGUUUCAAUGGACUAGAGUUUCCUUGUAUUGGGGUGUGCUUGUAGAUAAAGGAGGUUUCAGAUAAAGAGUACAUGGACCUUUUAUUAUCA